Molecule: messenger RNA, 1039 nt
Organism: Oncorhynchus tshawytscha (Chinook salmon)
Lineage: Eukaryota; Metazoa; Chordata; Actinopteri; Salmoniformes; Salmonidae
Product: transmembrane protein 80-like
Exons: 6
Coding region: 17-454 (145 amino acids)
Biological process (GO): non-motile cilium assembly
Cellular component (GO): ciliary transition zone
Source: RefSeq, a predicted model, not a curated record
AGCGGCAACAUUCAACAUGGCGGCGAACAGAGCAGGCAAGUCUGCUGUUGUUCUGUCGUCUGUUCCUCUCCAGCUCCUGCUCUACCUGACAGCUCUUUACUAUGUCUUCUACUUCCUCUCUACAUUCUGCAUGAUCAUCUACAAGAGUCGUAUUAUGAGCUACCCUGAUGACCUCCUAACCCAGGACGUAGGUCUGCUCUUCUUCAUGGCUUGUCUUGAGCUGUUCCGACUCUACUGUGGUGUGAGGGGUAACCUGCAGGAGACGGAGGGUUAUAUGUGGGCUAACCUGGCCAUGACGGUGGCUACGGCCCUGUUGUCCGUCUACUUCCUGGUAUGGCAGCUGUACGUGAUGCAUGCUGACGUCAUCAUCAACGCCAUACUGCUCAGUGUUUACGGACUGGGAGGGGUCCUAGGUCUGGCCACACUGGCUAGAUUCACCAGUGUCUACUCCUGACCCCAACAAUUAUAGCUGCACUGACAGCACCUCCAGAAUUUCCUUCUAUUCCUUCACUACCAAACCUUAACUACCACUCCUUCACUACCAAACCUUCACUACCACUCCUUCACUACCAAACCUUCACUACCACUUCUUCACUAUCAAAACUUCACUACCAAACCUUCACUACCAAACCUUCACUACCACUCCUUCACUACCAAACCUUCACUACCAAACCUUCACUAUCAAACCUUCACUACCAAACCUUCACUACCAAACCUUCACUACCACUCCUUCACUAACAAACCUUCACUAACAAACCUUCACUACCAAACCUUCACUACCAAACUUUCACUACCAAACCUUCACUACCAAACCUUCACUACCACUCCUUCACUACCAAACCUUCACUACCAAACCCUCUGCUGCAACAUUGGAGAUGUCUGAGCAUCAAUGUGGGUGUUGGGGGGAUUCAGAAUGCUAGUGGUAUCCUGUCCCGGAGCUCUACAAUUCCUUUGACCUCGUGGCUUGGUCUUUGCUCUGUCAACUGUAGGACCUUAUAUAUAGACAGGUGUGUUUCCAAAUCAUGUCCAAUCAAUUGAA